AUGGCGAACGAAUCGACGGCACAGCAGCAGGAUAACAGCUUCCUCUUGAAUCUGCUUGCAAUGUGUACCAACAAUAAUAAUACACCCCAAACGUCUACAUCGAACGUUACUCUUCCAACACCAUCGCGAUCGUGGUUCUUUGAUAUGAAUACUGAAAGCAAGGUGCCAGCUCCAGUGCCAGCUACGAGUUCUAUACCUCAACAGAAGCCAACAGCAGAGUUUGAGUCUUCACAGCCCAACCAAACCGUGCCAGCGUCUAUCACUACACCUUUACCAUCACCGCCCAGCUCUUUUCAUUCUUCGACACCGCCAUACAUGAAACCGGACCAUCCGCAACCACACCCUCGGAUGAAUAACCAACAAAAAUGGCAAAAGAAGCGCAAGGGCAACUUUCAAAACAGGCAUCAUACUGCUGGUGAAUCAACGCAUGGCUCGAAUAGAAAUGAUUUCAAUGGUUACGACUCAUCAUCUAAGAAACGUCAAAGAUACGAAGCAUCUCCAGCACAUACCUCGUCGGCUAGCAUGAGCCCUAUGUCGUCUAUACCAACAUCAUCAGCAUCUAAAAGUUCUCAAUUCAAUAAUGAACGCUUGUAUAAUACGCCACGUGAUCCACGACAACGACAUCCUCAUGCUCAACGAGAGAGAUUUAUGGAUAUUAGACAACCACAUCCUUCCACAUCCGCAUCCACAUCAAUACAAGGGUCACGAUAUUCUUCCCCAGAACAACGUAAAACGACCAAUGUUGUACAUAAGCCUGAGAACGGCUCUGCUGAAAGUGAAGAACCUUUGUGCUCGUUUAUUUCCGUUGGUAAUUGUAACAAGUCGAAUUGCCCUUUUCGCCAUGAAGGAGACACCAUUCAAUUGGUAUGCCGCCAUUUCAAAACGAAUUCAUGCAGCAAAGGAGCUGAGUGCACUUUCCUCCAUGACUUGAGCGCAGAGCCAUGUCGAUUCUUCCAUUUGGGCAACUGCAAGUUGGGUGAUAGAUGUCCAUAUUCUCAUGAAACGCCUUUGACACGAGAGCUGCUUGUUCGAUUGCGCUCCCUUACAGAGAACUGCAAAUACUAUCAUGAAAAAGGAUACUGCACCAACGGUGACGAAUGCCUAUUCAUCCAUUAA
Molecule: messenger RNA, 1116 nt
Organism: Lichtheimia ornata
Lineage: Eukaryota; Fungi; Mucoromycota; Mucoromycetes; Mucorales; Lichtheimiaceae
Exons: 7
Coding region: 1-1116 (371 amino acids)
Biological process (GO): protein polyubiquitination
Molecular function (GO): ubiquitin protein ligase activity; metal ion binding
Source: RefSeq, a predicted model, not a curated record